AUGGCGCCCAUCGGCCCUACAUUACCACCACACCUUUCCAAGCGAAAGCGCACCCCCGACGAUGAAGGCGCCGGCGACUCUCCGUCCCCCAAGAGAUCUACCACAAACAACGAUGAGAUCGCAUUGGACGACGGCGACGACUCGGAUGACGGCUACGGUCCCUCGGCACCAAAGUCCCAAAGCCAAGCUCCCGCCAGACCAUCCAUAGGCCCGUCACUGCCUCCCCCACCCGAGAGUAACCAAAGGCCAGCCAUAGGGCCAUCCAUAGGACCCUCGAUCGGCCCAACCCUUCCGCCCUCAAAUACCAACACCAACGAGAUCGCUCUCGACGACUCAGACUCGGACUCAGACACCGGGCCCGCGCCCGCCCCAGCACCAGCGCCAAAGCGAGUCCUCGGGCCCGCACCACCGCCAGCACCGCUCUCGGAGCGGCCGACGCACGCACCCGACGCAGGGCCCGGUCGCGGUCCCGGGCCGGACUCGGACUCGGACUCAGACGACGACUACGGCCCCGCGCUGCCGACCUCGACGUCGCACCUGGCGCGGCAGAGCCAGGCCCAGGAGGCCGCCGCCGUGGCCGCCGCGAACCCCCAGGCCCCGCAGCGCGACGACUGGAUGCUGGCGCCGCCGUCGGCCGACAGCGCGCGCCGCGCCGACCCGACGCAGAUCCGGGCGCGCAAGUUCAACUCCGGGCCGCGGGCGGCCGCGGGCGGCGGCGGUGGCGGCGGCGGCGGAGGAGGAGAGAUCAGCAGCAUUUGGACCGAGACGCCGGAGCAGAAGCGGCAGCGGCUCGAGAACGCGGUGUUGGGGCGGGCCGGGGCGGAUGGGAGCAGCAGCAGCAGCAAAACCGGGGCGGCGGGCGGCGCUGGUGGUGGCGGUGGCCGGCUGACGCGCGAGGAGGAAGAGAAGGCGGCGUGGAUCCGGGCGAACCUGGAGGCGGCGCGCGGCCCCAGCCUGUACGCGGAGCACCAGCGGCGCGAGGGCGGGGCGGGCGGGCGCAUCGAGGCCGAGGAGGACGACCCCAGCGCGCGCGGCUUCGACUGGGAGAAGGACAUGCGGUCCGGCAGCCGCAUCGGCACGGCGCAGCGCAAGGAGCUGAUGAGCAAGGCCAGCGACUUUGGCGGCCGCUUCAGCAAGGGCAAGUUCCUGUAA
This is a messenger RNA of Neoarthrinium moseri, 1152 nucleotides long. RefSeq lists its product as uncharacterized. The coding region runs from base 1 to 1152 and encodes 383 amino acids. The transcript has a single exon. NCBI's taxonomy places the organism in Eukaryota, Fungi, Ascomycota, Sordariomycetes, Amphisphaeriales, Apiosporaceae. The record is from RefSeq and is a predicted model, not a curated record.